AUUUUACACUCUCAAUGAGCGAUAGUGAAGAAAUGACUCAUAGCAGUGCGAGAAGCAACAGCGAUGAGCCUAAAGACAAGGGCAAUUUAGUUUAUUACCUAUUUAUUCUGUUUGGGAUUGGAGCAUUGCUUCCAUGGAAUGCUGUGCUUACAGCUAUUGACUUCUUCUACCAGAGCUUUCCAGGACAUGAUCCAGGGUUUGUGUUUGCAUUGACUCUGAAUGGGCCUAACUUCAUCUUCAACUUUGUCAAUAUUUUUAUUGUUAAGUAUGUUUCGCUGAAGGUGAGACUUUGUAUAAGCUUGAUCUGUAUCUUUGCUCUCACUUGGGCGAUGCCUCUUAUUGCAAACUUUAUGGGGACAUCAACUGGGUGGCCAGUGAUCUUGGUGGUCAUUGUAUUUUUAGGAGUGGCCAAUUCCUUUGCACAAGGAGGUAUCUUUGGUUUCUCAGGAAUGUUUCCCUUUAAAUACAUUGGAGCAGUAAUGUUCGGGAAUGGAUUCUCUGGAUUAGCAAUGAACAUCUUCAGAAUGAUCACUCUUGCAAUAUUUCCCCCUAAAGAGUUAGCUGAAGGAGAGGAAGAUAAUUCAGCCUUCAUUGGAUGCUUGAUCUACUUUGGAAUUGCUUCACUUAUCUUAAUUAUAGUUUUAAUCGGUUUCUACAUUGUCAUUGGAACUGACUUUGCAAAGUAUUACAUAAAGAAAGCUGAAGGGGAGCAGGCUCAGAGAGCAUUAUCUAUCAAUGCAGCAGCUCGUAGUGCAGGUAGUUUUGGACAUACCGAUGCUUUGAAGGAGUUUAGUCACAUCGAAGAGGAUUAUGAGAAACUUGAUAAUGAUGAUCCGAUCCCAGAAAAAGAAAAAUCCUUUAUGGAAGUCUAUUAUGAAGUAGGAUUUAUGGCUAUUCAGGUUUUCCUAUGCUUUGUUAUUUCUUUCGUUGUAUUCCCUGGCACUCAUUUAAGUACUCAUUUCGACUUUUUGGGUGACACAGCAAAAGAUCGUGCAUGGUUCACAGUGCUAAUGAUCACAACCUUUAACGUAUUUGAUACUAUUGGAAGAUUUGCUGGCGGAUUUGUGCAAAUAUUUUCUCCAACAACUGUGUUCUCGCUCACUAUAUUCAGAUUGAUCUUUAUUCCAACAUCUGUGUUGAUCCAGUUAAACUCCAACCCAGCAUGGAUCUUCCAGUCAGAUUGGUUCAGGAUAUUCAAUAUGGCUGCAUUUGCCAUUAGCAAUGGCUACAAUUCUACUCUAUUGAUGAUCUAUGGCCCCUCUUUUACAGACAAUAACAACAAGGAAAGAGCUGGGAUGAUCAUGAGCUUCCAUCUCGUUGGAGGUAUCUUCGUUGGCUCUCUGAUCUCUUCAUUCGGAAUGAAAUAUGUGGGUUAG
Molecule: messenger RNA, 1376 nt
Organism: Moneuplotes crassus
Lineage: Eukaryota; Ciliophora; Spirotrichea; Euplotida; Euplotidae
Source: the annotation of a GenBank genome assembly